Messenger RNA from Schistosoma rodhaini, 1125 nucleotides. The record is from the annotation of a GenBank genome assembly. NCBI's taxonomy places the organism in Eukaryota, Metazoa, Platyhelminthes, Trematoda, Strigeidida, Schistosomatidae.
AUGGAGGAAAAGAAUCACCCUCAGAUUCCCUAUCAUGAUGAUCGACCUCCUGGUUUCGUAGACGCUGUUCUUAAACCAUGUACCAGUUUACCAGAUGGUGUCCAUCUUCAAGUGAAAGGAUAUGAUUUUAACGCUGGUCUAAAUUAUGAUGCUUUGUUCUCAUCUUUUGAAUGUGUUGGAUUUCAGGCAACUCAUUUUGCAAAGGCUGAACAUGUUCUGAAUGAAAUGAUCAAGAAACGGAAUUUAAAACCUACUUCACAUGAAGAAAUUGAACUAGCUCAAGUGCUACAAGAAUUUCAUCCUUUAAAUAGACCUUUAUCACAAUGUACUAUAUUUUUGGCUUAUACAUCAAAUAUGGUGAGCUCUGGAGUUCGAGAAGUUAUACGUUUUCUGGCUGAACAUAACAUGGUUGAUGUGAUAGUCACUUCUGCUGGUGGUGUGGAAGAAGACUUUAUCAAAUGUCUGGCUCCUUCAUAUGUAGGCGAUUUUGAAAGAUGGCGUGGUCAUGAAUUAAGAGAAAUUGGUGUAAAUCGUAUUGGCAAUCUACUUGUACCAAAUAAUAACUAUGUUCAAUUUGAACAAUGGCUUCUACCCAUUCUAGACGAAGUUUUAGAAGAGCAAAAUUCUCAGAAUAUAAACUGGACACCGUCUAAGUUGAUCAAUCGUCUAGGUAAAGAAAUCAAUCAUAAAGACUCCAUAUAUUAUUGGUGCUAUAAAAAUAAAAUUCCGGUAUUUUGUCCCGGCUUAACCGAUGGUUCUCUGGGUGAUGUUCUGUUUAGUCACACUUAUCGAUCCCCUGGUUUAAAAAUAGAUCUAGUUGAAGAUAUUCGCAAUAUCAAUUUACUAGCAAUUAAUGCUCGUACUACAGGAAUGAUAGUACUAGGUGGUGGUCUUAUAAAACAUCACACAUUCAAUGCAAAUUUGAUGCGAAAUGGAGCUGAUUAUUGUGUACUUAUCAACACAGGUCAAGAAUUUGAUGGCAGUGACUCCGGUGCUAGACCCGAUGAAGCUGUAAGUUGGGGAAAAAUUAAAGGAUUAGCUGAACCAGUUAAGAUUAACGCAGAUGCAUCGUUAAUAUUUCCAAUUUUAGUUGCACGAACAUUUGUUAAACAAGUUCAGACGUAA